AUGAGCGACAGGCUAGGAGUGGUGUUUUAUCCGCGAUACUGCUUUCACCUGGCCCCGACUGCCAAGGGGUGGUGCUUUCUACGUGUCAAGGACCUAUUUACGCUGGAACAGCCAGAUGGCUUUGAAGGCGAGGGUUUCUAUUUCCACCGCAAUUUGCCAAUCAAAUGGGUUCGUAUUGUCGGUGUGAUUGUGGCGAUCGACGAUUUUGCCGGCCUCCGCGCGAUGACGAUUGACGACAGCAGCGGUGCUUGCAUAGAGGUGAUUUCCUCGUCGGCCAUCCCGACAUUAUGUCCGGAUGGGAUGGAGCCCGCAGAAGCGACAACAGGCCUGGCGGCGCAGCCUAACGCACCAUACGACUACGUCGACGUGGGCUCCGUCGUGGACGUCAAGGGGGCCCUGACCACAUUUCGCGAUGUCAAGCAGCUCAGGGUGGAGAAGAUGGCUGCUAUCCGCGGAACGGCGGAGGAAAUGAGGCUCUGGGCCAAGAGGAGCGCUUUUCGGACGGACGUGCUCGAGAAGCCCUGGGUCGUGCCGGACAAGACGCUUCGCAAGUGCCGUAGGGAGGCGGAGCGGUCAGAGGCCGAGAUGGAGAGAAAGAAGAAGCGCCUCAAGGCUGCCGCUUACGUGCAAAAGGGAGACGAGACAAAUAGGAGACAGGGUGCGGUGGAGGCAAGACGCAGGAAGCCGAGCAGAGAAGGAGUUGAGGUUCUGAAAGCCCUGGCAAGCUCCAAGGGAGGCUAUAACGCUUUAGGGCUUUGA
Molecule: messenger RNA, 759 nt
Organism: Beauveria bassiana ARSEF 2860
Lineage: Eukaryota; Fungi; Ascomycota; Sordariomycetes; Hypocreales; Cordycipitaceae
Product: OB-fold nucleic acid binding domain-containing protein
Exons: 2
Coding region: 1-759 (252 amino acids)
Source: RefSeq, a predicted model, not a curated record